Molecule: messenger RNA, 2357 nt
Organism: Anolis sagrei ordinatus
Lineage: Eukaryota; Metazoa; Chordata; Lepidosauria; Squamata; Anolidae
Gene: NR5A2
Product: nuclear receptor subfamily 5 group A member 2
Biological process (GO): regulation of transcription by RNA polymerase II; tissue development; hormone-mediated signaling pathway
Cellular component (GO): RNA polymerase II transcription regulator complex
Molecular function (GO): zinc ion binding; RNA polymerase II cis-regulatory region sequence-specific DNA binding; nuclear receptor activity
Source: RefSeq, a predicted model, not a curated record
UGCUGGAAAGGGGACAGAGUCCAUUGAAAGAGAGCCCUGUUACUUUCUGAAUUGUUGGAUGUGUGUGUGUGCGCGCUCACACACACAUGCUGUUGAUGGGCUACUCCCUGACUUUCACUGAAGGUUACUGUAGCCUCUAUCCCAAGGCCAGAGAAGUUUACAAGACUCACCUUUUGCUGCGCUCAAUGCUGUAUACCUGUAACCAAAGGGCACUAUAUAUUUCCGCUUAAUUAUGUCUUCUGCUUCGGAUACCAGUAACACGCCGGAACCUAUAAAACAUGGGCUUCUUCCAAGCGUGUCUCAGUUUAAAAUGGUGAAUUAUUCCUAUGACGAAGACCUCGAAGAACUGUGUCCAGUCUGUGGAGAUAAAGUCUCUGGAUAUCACUAUGGACUUCUUACCUGUGAAAGCUGCAAGGGAUUCUUUAAACGGACAGUCCAGAACAACAAAAGGUACACUUGCAUAGAAAAUCAAAGCUGCCAGAUUGACAAAACUCAAAGGAAGCGUUGUCCGUAUUGUCGGUUUCAGAAAUGUCUAAGUGUCGGGAUGAAGUUGGAAGCUGUGAGAGCUGACCGAAUGCGUGGGGGUCGAAACAAGUUUGGACCAAUGUACAAGAGAGACCGGGCACUGAAGCAGCAGAAGAAAGCUCUUAUCCGAGCAAAUGGACUCAAGUUGGAAGCCAUGACUCAGGUAAUCCAAGCGAUGCCCACAGACCUAACCAUCUCCUCGGCCAUCCAGAAUAUACAUUCUGCCUCCAAAGGCCUACCUCUCAACCAUACAGCCUUGCCUCCUGCAGACUAUGACCGGAGUCCCUUUGUCACUUCUCCUAUUAGCAUGGCCAUGCCACCACAUGGCAGCCUCCAAGGUUACCAGCCCUACGGUCACUUUCCAAGCCGUGCUAUCAAGUCCGAGUAUCCUGAUCCUUACACUAGCUCCCCAGAGUCCAUCAUGGGCUAUUCUUACAUGGAUGGUUACCAUCAGACAAGCUCACCAGCAAGUAUUCCUCAUCUGAUCUUGGAACUCUUGAAGUGUGAGCCAGAUGAGCCGCAAGUCCAGGGAAAGAUCAUGGCAUACUUGCAGCAAGAACAAGCCAACCGAAGCAAGCAUGAAAAGCUCAAUACCUUUGGGCUGAUGUGUAAAAUGGCUGACCAAACCCUCUUCUCAAUUGUCGAGUGGGCCAGGAGUAGCAUUUUCUUCAGAGAACUUAAGGUUGAUGACCAAAUGAAGCUCCUUCAGAACUGCUGGAGUGAACUAUUAAUUCUAGAUCAUAUUUAUCGGCAAGUGGUACACGGAAAGGAAGGAUCCAUCCUUCUAGUCACUGGGCAACAAGUGGAUUACUCAGUAAUUGCAUCUCAAGCUGGAGCCACUCUCAACAACUUAAUGAGCCAUGCACAGGAGCUGGUAGCAAAACUACGAUCCCUGCAGUUUGAUCUACGAGAGUUCGUGUGUCUCAAAUUCUUGGUGCUAUUCAGUUUAGAUGUCAAAAACCUAGAGAACUUCCAGCUGGUGGAAGGAGUGCAAGAACAAGUGAACGCUGCUUUGCUGGACUAUACAAUGUGCAACUACCCGCAGCAGACAGACAAAUUUGGCCAGCUUCUCCUGCGACUCCCGGAAAUACGGGGCAUCAGUAUGCAAGCGGAAGAAUACCUCUACUACAAACACCUGAACGGGGAUGUGCCGUGUAAUAACCUCCUCAUUGAAAUGCUGCAUGCAAAGAGAGCAUAAAUUAUAUCCUUUUACACAGUUUUUGAGACAAGAAAAGGGGGGAAUUACUCUGAACUGCUCCAAGCAAUACUAAUUAAAAGAACUUGGUUGAAAGGAACUUAGCAAAAAAAAACAAAGAUUACAAAAAUCAAAAAUGGUAUAAUAAUCUAAUACUUAAUGGCAAAUAAGUGAUGUAUCAGGGUAUUUGUAUUGCAAAACUGUGAAUCAAACACUACAGAGGCUCCCCGAAGGACUUUGAUCAUCAUCAGAGUGGAAGGAGGUUAUGAACAGAUGCAGAUACCACUGACAAUGUCAGAUGAAAUGAAACGGAACUGAACUCGUGAUUCUUGUAAGUUAAAACAUUGUCGGUUACCACUAUGGAGAAAUGUAGGAUCAAAUCUUAUCUCUAUUACUCAAAAGGGACCUAUAUGAGUUACAUCCCUUCAAUGGCUACCAGGACUGAAAACUCCUCCAAAGGAUGCAAAAUGGCAGCCUUCCUUUGUCAUCCUUCUAAGGACUGGAUUCUUAUUUCUCCAAAAAAAGAAAGAGAGAGUGACACCAAUCUGUAUUAAAGAACUGUCAUUGGUCACUUUCAUAUUAUGUAUAUCUAGUAGCACCACCAAAACAAACAAAUAAAGGCUGGGUUGUUGGGUUU